AUGUCGGGAGUCGCCAUAGCCAUCAAUGCGGCCAUUUCGGGCGCCGCCUACUGCAUGACAGUGCGGAUGAUACCCCGCUUCCGCGAGAUGUUCAUCAAGGCCAAUCUCUUUGGCAGAGAUCUGUGCAAGAAGGACAAGCCGCAGGUACCUGAAUCCUUUGGCGUGCUGAUUGGCUGUGUGUUCCUGGUGUCCUUGUUUCUGUUCAUACCGAUUCCCUUCGCCUUCGAUGAGGCAGCUGCCACGGACGCGAUUACUGGAGGCAAACCCGAUACCUUUCCACAUGAUAAGUUCGUGGAAUUGAUUGCCGCCCUUCUGUCCAUUUGCUGCAUGAUCUUCCUGGGCUUCGCCGAUGACGUUCUCGACCUGCGAUGGCGCCACAAGCUUCUGUUGCCCACCAUCGCCACGUUGCCGCUGCUAAUGGUCUACUAUGUCAACUAUAACUCCACGACGGUCAUCAUGCCCAACUUUGCGAGAAAUCUGUUUGGGACCUCCUUGAAUAUAGGUGCCCUGUACUACGUCUUCAUGGGCAUGUUGGCGGUAUUCUGCACAAAUGCCAUCAACAUCCUGGCGGGCAUCAAUGGCCUGGAGGUGGGGCAAUCCUUGAUAAUUGCGGGCUCCAUUCUGGUCUUCAAUGUCAUCGAACUGUUGCUCGGUCACCAGGUGGAUUCGCAUAUAUUCUCCAUUUACUUCAUGCUGCCUUUCCUGGCCACCACCCUUGCGCUUUGGAAGUUCAACAAAUAUCCAUCGCAGGUGUUUGUUGGGGACACCUACUGCUACUUUGCCGGCAUGACUUUCGCCGUGGUUGGCAUCCUGGGCCACUUCAGCAAGACGCUGCUGCUCUUUUUUCUGCCGCAGAUCCUAAAUUUCCUGUACUCCACGCCGCAGCUGUUCCACUUUGUGCCAUGUCCGCGUCACCGGCUGCCCAAGUACGACAGCAAGACGGAUCUGCUCCACAUCAGCACCACGGAGUUCCGCCUGGAUGAUCUCAAUGCUCCGGGUCGCCUGAUGGUCACAGUAUUGCGGAACUUGCGACUGAUUAGCUGGCAUACCAAAGCGGACGGAGUUGUAAGGACCAACAACUUUACGCUCAUUAACUUCGUCCUCGUCGUUUUCGGACCUGUCCACGAGCGAGUGGUCACCCAGAUGUUGAUGGGUUUCCAGGUGCUGUGCACACUGAUUGCCCUGACCAUACGAUAUCCCCUGGCCAACUACUUCUAUGCGAAAACGUAGCCCUCGAUACCAUGAUUCUUCGAUUCUGAUAUUUAUUGUAGUAAGCCUUUGCUAAGUUAACUAUACAAACAGAAUACAUUUAUUUAAUGCCUACACAAAAUAUUUCCCGAACAUAAUUCGUAAGUAAAAAUCUGUACUUCACUCGGCAAUAAAGAACCGAAAGGAGCAAGUUAA
This is a messenger RNA of Drosophila sechellia, 1404 nucleotides long. RefSeq names its product Alg7 dolichyl-phosphate N-acetylglucosaminephosphotransferase (gene Alg7). The record is from RefSeq and is a predicted model, not a curated record. Lineage: Eukaryota; Metazoa; Arthropoda; Insecta; Diptera; Drosophilidae. Gene Ontology annotation, cellular component: membrane. Gene Ontology annotation, biological process: dolichol-linked oligosaccharide biosynthetic process. The transcript is spliced from 5 exons. The coding region runs from base 1 to 1230 and encodes 409 amino acids. Gene Ontology annotation, molecular function: UDP-N-acetylglucosamine-dolichyl-phosphate N-acetylglucosaminephosphotransferase activity.